GUGUUGCUCUGAUUCGUGACGUCAGUCACACACACACACACACACACAUUCUCUGCAUGUUUAGGUGCAGUUUCUCCUGAUGACGGAGACAACCAGAGCAAAAACAACAUCGAGUGUCUAAAGAUGUCGAGAAAAGUCGAAGUGAUCAUCAACACUGGAGCUCAGCAGGAUCAGUCUGCGUGUCCCGUUUACAUCACAGAGUCGAAGCCCGGAGACGCACCCGGAGUGACAGGGUUCCUGAAGAUCAACCCGGCGGUUCUGGGGUGGCUGGAGAUCCUGACCGGUGGCGUGGCGUUUGGACUCGUCUUUUGGAAUUACGAGCGUUGGUUUUUAAUACCAACUUGCUAUUUGAUUUUAAACGGAGUCGUUACAGCCAUCGCUGCCUGUACCCGCAACCCGUGUCUGGUGGUCACCGCUCAAGUUCUGAACCUGUUCAACAUCUUCAGCUCUCUGACCGUCUUCAUCAUCUUCUUCCUCUUGUUCUACGUCACGUCGAGUGUGCGUGUGUUCUUGGCCCCUUCUCUGGGUCCGACUGAAGUGGCGUUCAUGGCCUGUAACGCUGUGGCGCUCCUCCUCUCCGUCAUCAUCUUCGCCACCUUGUGCUGCUGGUGUAAAUCGAGGAAGCGUCUGAUGGUGAUCCACAUGAGCUCCGCAUCACCUGAUGUGGUCAGUGAUGUCAUGGACCGGCGUCCCGCAUCAUCACCCCCGUCCUACUACAGUCCGGUCCCGCCUUCAGAUCCGCCGGCCUAUGAGGAUGAGCGACGCUCAACGCUCUCUAGAGCUUCUGCUGCCCGAUGGGACAAGAGGAGAUGGAUCGAUGAACUGCAUCGCAGCAGGAAAUCCAUCCAAGUCUGAGACCACUCAUGUGUUCCAGAUCAAUCUCUAAAACUAGAGCUUCACUGACUGUGUUUGAGUCUAGGACCCUCAGUAGUGUGCAUCUCCGUCACCCGUUCGGCUUCAGAACUCUCCGGAAGACUUGCUAUCAGAAACUUUGCACACGAAUUUUUCGACAAUUUUUUAGUUUUUGCCGUUAUAUGCGGAUGUUUAUGACAGGAUUUGUGUCAGAUAGUGUGUGUAUGAUUGCACUACGGGUUGUUUUUGAGAUUUCAGUAUUUUUAGGAGCUGUACAUGCAUGACUGAAAACAGCCGUCCGAGUGUGUGUGUGUCCGAGAAACUCACUCACUUACACACACUGAUCUGAUUGUGUGUGUGUGGAGCUUCUGCACAUCAGGACUUUCCCUCAAUCUCAUACAUCAUCAUGUGCAACUAUUUAAAGGUUUUUUUCUUUUUUUUUCUUCUUAAUGCAUUUGAAUGUUUAUGUUGCAAAGCUCUGUGCAUUUUAUAGCUGCUAUAUAAAGUUCAUUUAUUAUUAUUAUUAUU
Molecule: messenger RNA, 1380 nt
Organism: Pimephales promelas (fathead minnow)
Lineage: Eukaryota; Metazoa; Chordata; Actinopteri; Cypriniformes; Leuciscidae
Source: RefSeq, a predicted model, not a curated record